Messenger RNA from Chelonus insularis, 2034 nucleotides. RefSeq names its product facilitated trehalose transporter Tret1-2 homolog. Gene Ontology annotation, biological process: transmembrane transport. The transcript is spliced from 5 exons. Gene Ontology annotation, cellular component: membrane. The record is from RefSeq and is a predicted model, not a curated record. NCBI's taxonomy places the organism in Eukaryota, Metazoa, Arthropoda, Insecta, Hymenoptera, Braconidae. Gene Ontology annotation, molecular function: transmembrane transporter activity. Bases 107 to 1624 code for a protein of 505 amino acids.
GUCUUAAAUAAACUGAAGUUUAUGGAUUUAAUUCUAUUUUAAAGCAAUUAGAAAGUUAUCGGUUAGCCUUUGUUUAAAGAAAGUGAAAGGAAAAUUACACACCAACAUGAUGAAUGAGAGCAAUCAAGUAGUGGAAAUGAAGGUCGAGUUAAGUUCAGCGGAAGAACAGAGGCUUCAAAAGCGAAGAGGUCUUAUUUAUCAAAUGAUAAUGAGUCUGUUUGCAAAUGUAUCUAUUCUUGGACCAGCAAUGAGUCUAGGAUAUAGCGCUGUUAUUCUUCCAACUCUUCGGUCAGGUGAAAGUGAUUUAACAGUUGAUGAGAAUCAAGCAUCAUGGAUAGCUGGAGCAGCAGCUUUUGGUACUCCAAUUGGAUGCAUUUUAUCAAGCUUCAUCAUGAGAAGAGGACGACGAUUAAGUUUAAUGGUCACAUCAACUUUUUCUCUCAUUGGAUGGCUUUUGAUAUAUAUGGCACCGAAUUAUGAAAAAUUGGUGGUUGGAAGAGUUGUUUCAGGAGUUGCAACUGGUUUAGCUUCUGUACCAGCAACCGUUUAUACAGCAGAAAUCGCUACACCUGCAUGGAGAAGUACAAUGGUUACUUGGAGUAGUAUAUCAAUCGCUUUGGGAAUUUUAUUAGUAUAUGUCUUUGGAUACAUAAUUCAAGACAAUUGGCGAUUAAUUGCUCUUAUGUGUAGUCUUUUCCCUACAGUAGCAAUUAUCUUGAUAAUAUUAGCAAUUCCAGAGUCUCCCAUCUGGUUACGUAAUAAAGGCCGUCUAGAUGAAGCUCGAGUGGUAAUGAAAAAAUUUCGUGGAGUGCCAAAAAAUCAUUCGAUAACUGUAGAAAUUGAAAAAGAACUUUAUAAUUCUCAAAAUAAUAUAAACAAUUCAGAAAAGCGGUCAUUAUUAAAACACUUGACGAAAACAAGCUCCCUAAAGCCAUUUUUCAUCAUGUUAGCAUACUUCUUCUUCCAACAAUUUUCUGGAAUUUUUGUCGUAGUUUUUUAUGCUGUAGACAUUACCGCAGAAGCUGGAAUAAAAAUGGACGCAUACUUAGGUGCUAUACUAAUCGGAAUUACUCGACUUGCUGGAUCCAUUCUUGUAGCUUGUGCUUCUAAGAAAUGGGGUAGAAGAAUACCAUCAAUUGCAUCGGGUAUUGGCAUGACACUUUGUAUGGGAAUACUCUCAAUUUAUCUAUUCCUCGUCAAUCGAGGGCAUUUCAUUGGCGAUCGUGGUUUAAUACCAGCAAUCUGUGUCCUCGUAUACAUUUUUAUGAGUACCAUUGGAUUUUUAACUUUACCUUUUGCAAUGGUAGGUGAGAUCUUCCCAGUGAAGGUCAAGGACAUCCUCUCUGGAAUUAGUACUUGCGCUGCAUACAUUUUCAGUUUCAUUACUGUUAAGUCUUACCCAGAUAUGUUGAAUUCAAUGGGUAAACACGGAGUGUUUUUAUUUUAUGCUUUAGCAUCUUUAGCUGGUACAAUUUUUGUUAUUUUUUGCUUACCUGAAACCAAGGGUAAAACUCUUCAUGAAAUAGAUGAACUAUUUUCAAAAAAACGAAGAUUUACACUCCAGAUUCAAGAAGAAAAAGAAAAAAUGUUCCCUCCUAAGGACUCGACUACUGAUGGUGUUUAAAAAUGAUACAAGAUUUAAGGCGGGCCAGACACCUGUGUGAGAUGGAUGUCUGGAAAAAGAGAUUACCUAAAAAUAUUCAUCACAGUUCCAAUAAAAAACAGCCAAGUAUUAUCUUAAUCUAAAGAUGAUAUGAUAGAAUAUACUCAAUACAAAUAUUCAUAAGCUACGUACUAAGUUUUUACAUAUUUGAUGUAUUAAUCGUACUACACCUUCCUACAAUGAAUUUAUAUUUUAGGCUGUGCAGUUAAAAAUGUACAUAAAUAUGUAUUGUAAUGCUAUUCAAGCCAAAGACAUUGCAUUAUUCAUAGACAAUUGAUAAGUUACAAAUCACAUGUGUUCAUAAUUUUAUUACUAUAUAAAUAAGUUAUUUAUAGAUUUAUUAUACUAUUAAAAAAAAAAAGUGAACAACA